This is a messenger RNA of Lactuca sativa (garden lettuce), 660 nucleotides long. Its product is annotated as histone H3.2. The record is from RefSeq and is a predicted model, not a curated record. Gene Ontology annotation, cellular component: nucleosome. NCBI's taxonomy places the organism in Eukaryota, Viridiplantae, Streptophyta, Magnoliopsida, Asterales, Asteraceae. Gene Ontology annotation, molecular function: DNA binding; structural constituent of chromatin; protein heterodimerization activity.
AAAUCCAUCCAAACAAUCAUCCAAUCUUAGCAUUUUAUACUUCUUUCUCAAUCCCCAAUUCGAAUCAAAUGGCACGUACCAAGCAAACCGCCAGGAAGUCCACCGGAGGAAAGGCUCCAAGGAAGCAGUUGGCCACCAAGGCGGCAAGGAAGUCUGCUCCGGCAACCGGAGGAGUGAAGAAGCCCCACAGAUUCAGGCCAGGAACCGUCGCACUGAGAGAAAUCAGGAAGUACCAGAAAAGCACUGAGCUUUUGAUCAGGAAGCUUCCAUUCCAGAGACUUGUGAGGGAAAUCGCACAGGACUUCAAAACCGAUCUCCGAUUCCAGAGCUCCGCCGUCGCUGCUCUUCAGGAGGCAUCUGAAGCUUACUUGGUUGGACUCUUUGAAGACACCAACCUUUGCGCAAUUCACGCCAAGAGAGUCACAAUCAUGCCUAAGGACAUGCAACUCGCUCGCAGAAUCCGUGGCGAGAGGGCUUAAAUGCAGCAAUUGUGUUUUUCUCGCAUUGGUGUUUCACGUCUCGUGAAAUCGUGGUAGCUCUUUGAUGAUUUUUAGGUUUAUAUGUUUCUCGUAUUUCGGUUAAUGUGUAGUAAUUGAUGUUGGGAAUAUCUAUGUUUAUCAAUCAGAUCUGAAUGAAAAUCAAUGUUUCCGCUUUUCUCCA